This is a messenger RNA of Panicum hallii, 2113 nucleotides long. Its product is annotated as S-norcoclaurine synthase 1-like. The transcript has 4 exons. NCBI's taxonomy places the organism in Eukaryota, Viridiplantae, Streptophyta, Magnoliopsida, Poales, Poaceae. The coding region runs from base 561 to 1697 and encodes 378 amino acids. The record is from RefSeq and is a predicted model, not a curated record.
ACUGUAAUCCAUAUUUAUUUCUGAAAUUUUUGUGGGUUAUGGAUUUGCUAGAUUUUUUUUUUGUGGAGGGAAAGUAAUAGUAUCUUCCAAGUCAAUGUCAGGUCAAAUAAUCAGUGUCUUCGUUACAAGUUGAGUCACAUUGAAAUGAGAUUUGGACAUUAUAAGCACUGCCCAUCUCGACUCCCGGAUUCACCAUGAGCAAUCUGUGUAGUGUUUAGAGCCUGUAGUGCUUAUAAAUUGUGCCUGCAUAUAUAGCUAAUAAUAAUAUAAUGUGAACAUUUUGCUAAGGGAAAAAGAAAAAUGCAAACGACUAAACGUCAUCUUUCAUAUGCUUUGAAGAAACUUGGUACUGUAAGCUGUCUUUUUUUUACUGUUAUAACAUCGGCUCAUGACCCAAAAUCGUCUGUACUAGUGAGAAUAAUUCAUUGGCCAGUUAUGUGAUUCUGAUCUUGGCCAGCAUUCCUAGACAUCAUCCUUUACUCUGGUCUUCAGUAUAACAAGACGUCAUGAAGUGAUGCUCUCAAAGUUAUCACCUGCACCUGCAGAGGUGGGAGAUCACAAUGGCGCACACGGAAGCUGGAGGAUCACUACCGGUGCCAAAUGUGCAGGCACUUGCACAAACUUACAACAGAUCAGAUGAACAGAUCCCUGAAAGAUACAUCAGGGUGGAAGAGGCCGCUGAGGAGGUUAUCAUUGAUCAUGGUAUCUCUUCUGCAAUUCCAAUCAUUGAUGUCAGCAAGUUGCUGGAUCCGGAUUCAUCAAAAGAGGAGUGUGCGAAGCUUGGAUCUGCCUGUAGGCAGUGGGGCUUCUUUCAGGUCAUAAACCAUGGUGUACCAAAUGAAGUGAUCAGCAACUUCAGGAACGACAUAACUGAAUUCUUCAAACAACCACUGGAAUCAAAGAAGGCUUACUCGAUGAUACCAGGCAACCUUCAAGGAUAUGGCCAGCACUUUGUAGUUUCCGAGAAUCAGAAACUGGAUUGGGCAGACUUGUUCAGUCUGGUGCUCCGGCCAAUAGAUUCAAGGGACAUGAGAUUCUGGCCAAGUCACCCCCCGUCUUUUAGGAACUCCAUAGAUAGGUACUCUUCUGAGGCAGCAAAGCUAGUAUCUUGCUUGCUGAAGUUCCUGGCCGUAGACAUGGGUGUUGAGCCAGAGUCUUUCCUGGGGAUAUUCAGAGGCCAGCCUCAAAGCAUGCGGAUGACCUACUACCCUCCAUGCAGGCAGGCUGACAAGGUAGUGGGCCUGUCACCGCACACUGAUAGAAUGGGACUGACUCUACUGCUCCAAGCAAAUGAUGUUCAGGGGCUGCAGAUCCGAAAGGAUGGCAAGUGGAUCGCUAUAAACGCCCUUGAUGGUGCGUUCAUCGUCAACAUCGGAGACACACUUGAGAUUCUAAGCAAUGGGAGAUACAAAAGCAUUGAGCACAGGGCCAUGGUGCACCCAACCAGGGAGCGCAUGUCAGCGGCAGUGUUCCACGCGGUAUGCCGGGAUGCCACUGUCGGCCCUCUGCCGGAGCUCGUGAAGAAGGAUGGUGAGGCGCGGUACAGCUCAAUGAGCUACAUGGAUUUCGUGAAGCGCUUCUUCACGGCAAAGCUUGGUGGGAGGGGUCACGUCGAGAGCCUGAAGAGUUCAUACUCACGGCAGCACGGGCCCGACGGCUGGAUGGAGUCGCACUCCGCCCCCAAGCCGCACGCGUAGUCCAUGGUCGAUGGGGCCGGCACCGAUGGCUUCGCUGCGGCCUGCUCCUCCAUGUCUCUCGUCUCCAGUCUUGACAUCAGCUGUGUGCGGUGGGUUUGAGGAUGGAGCUAGCCGGGAAGUGCGGGCGCCCGGAUUCUAGCUCGAGCUCGCCGACCAGUUCGGCCACGGCGAGUCGGAGCAGCCAUUUUACAAGAGAAAUCUGCUAUUUGUGAUGUGACCCGAAUAUUUUCAUUUAACCCCUGAUUUGGAUCGAGAUUAAUAAUAUCGAUCCAAAUUAGGGGUUACAUGUAAAAUAUGAUCCCAAUAUUUUAUAAACCCUCUAAUUAGGAUCGCGAUUAAUAGUCGCGAUCCAGUUUAGGGGGUUAUGUGUAAAUUGCGUUACGAACGUUUUCAUAAACACCCCUGGUUUCUUGCAA